UGGGGUCGCAAGCUGUAUCCGUCGUCGGUGUCCCGCGGUGCCGGUGGUAUGAUGUUCGGACUACCGCCGACCGGUGCCGACAUGAAUCAGCCCCGCGGACCGAUGACUUCGCUAAAGGAGGAACCGCUAGGAGCACGAGCCUGGAUGCAACCUGCAGUCGAUCAGGCAAACGUGGGCAUCGGAAGGGCCCACUUUGAGAAGCAACCGCCGAGCAACCUGCGAAAGUCUAACUUCUUCCACUUCGUUGUGGCGUUGCACGACCGGGCCGGACAGCCCAUCGAGAUUGAGCGGACAGCGUUUAUCGGUUUCAUCGAAAAGGAUCAGGAAUCUGAUGGCCAAAAGACUAACAACGGUAUUCAGUAUCGGUUACAGCUGUUAUAUAUCAACGGUGCUCGACAGGAACAGGACAUCUUUGUGCGGCUCAUCGAUUCGGUAACGAAACAGGCCAUUGUCUACGAAGGGCAGGACAAAAAUCCAGAAAUGUGCAGGGUGCUACUGACUCACGAAGUGAUGUGCAGCCGUUGCUGCGACAAGAAGAGCUGUGGAAAUCGCAACGAAACACCAUCAGAUCCUGUGAUUAUAGACCGAUUUUUCCUCAAAUUUUUCCUCAAGUGCAACCAGAACUGUUUGAAAAAUGCAGGCAAUCCGCGAGACAUGCGACGAUUUCAAGUAGUGAUAGCGACCCAGGUCGCCGUGGACGGACCGCUGCUAGCGAUCUCCGACAACAUGUUCGUGCACAACAACAGCAAACACGGGCGCCGGGCGAAACGGCUCGACCCCGAAGGUACGGGAAGUUCUCCGUUGGCAAUUUCGGGCCAUCCGCUGGCCCCGGACAGUACGUACGACGGCAUCUAUCCACCGCUGCCAAUGGCAACCCCCUGCAUCAAAGCGAUAUCACCCAGUGAAGGAUGGACGACCGGCGGAGCGCAGGUAAUCAUCGUGGGCGAUAACUUCUUCGACGGGCUACAGGUGGUUUUCGGCACGAUGCUCGUGUGGAGUGAGUUGAUAACCUCGCACGCCAUUCGAGUACAAACUCCUCCGCGACACAUACCGGGCGUGGUAGAAGUUACGCUGUCUUACAAGAGCAAGCAGUUCUGUAAGGGAUCACCGGGCCGGUUUGUCUAUGUCUCGUUGAGCGAACCUACCAUCGACUACGGUUUCCAGCGAUUACAAAAACUAAUUCCUCGGCAUCCCGGGGAUCCAGACAAACUCCCCAAAGAGAUUAUCCUGAAACGGGCGGCAGACCUGGCAGAAGCUCUGUACUCAAUGCCACGUUCACCGAAUGGCUCCUCUGGGUUCAACUCGUACACUGGCCAGCUGGCGGUUAGUGUUCAAGAUGGCACCGGACAGUGGGCUGAAGCUGAUGAAUACACCCGAGCCCAAAGCAGCAGCGUUAGUCCCCGAGGAGGCUACUGCAGCAGUGCCUCCACACCGCAUUCUUCCGGAGGUGGCUCGUACGGAAGCAGUAACGGAUACGCCACUGCAUCCAACAUGAGCGGGCUUACCUCUUCCCCUGCUAGUGUCUUCAAUUCACCAUCGAGAAUCAACGGACUAAUGAGUGGUGGCAGUGGCUUUAGUCCGUAUUCGAUGAGCACCUGCGGGUCUCAGGGUUACACACCGAGCCCAUUGGCGGUGUCCACCACGACGUCCAAAUAG
Molecule: messenger RNA, 1656 nt
Organism: Sabethes cyaneus
Lineage: Eukaryota; Metazoa; Arthropoda; Insecta; Diptera; Culicidae
Gene: kn
Product: transcription factor collier
Exons: 13
Coding region: 49-1656 (535 amino acids)
Biological process (GO): regulation of transcription by RNA polymerase II
Molecular function (GO): RNA polymerase II cis-regulatory region sequence-specific DNA binding; DNA-binding transcription factor activity, RNA polymerase II-specific
Source: RefSeq, a predicted model, not a curated record